Messenger RNA from Pseudonaja textilis, 2312 nucleotides. RefSeq names its product heat shock protein family A (Hsp70) member 5 (gene HSPA5). Gene Ontology annotation, molecular function: ATP-dependent protein folding chaperone; ATP binding. The record is from RefSeq and is a predicted model, not a curated record. Lineage: Eukaryota; Metazoa; Chordata; Lepidosauria; Squamata; Elapidae.
CCUGAUCGGAGCAUCGCAAGGUCGGCGGCGCGCGUCCUUUCUCGGCGAGAUCGGGUGUUUAUUUUCCCCAUUUGACGUUGAGCCUAAAAAAGAAAACCCCUCCGAACCAUCGACAUGAAGUACUACGCCGUCCUCUGCCUCCUGCUGGUGGGCAGCGCCUUGGCUACCGAUGAUGACGACAAAAAGGAAGAAGUGGGGACCGUGGUUGGCAUUGAUCUGGGAACCACUUACUCCUGUGUCGGAGUCUUCAAGAACGGGCGUGUGGAGAUUAUUGCCAACGACCAGGGCAACCGCAUCACGCCAUCCUACGUGGCCUUCACUCCGGAAGGAGAGCGUCUCAUUGGUGACGCCGCAAAGAACCAACUGACCUCCAACCCUGAAAACACCGUUUUUGAUGCCAAGCGUCUGAUUGGGAGGACGUGGAAUGACCCUUCGGUGCAGCAGGAUAUCAAAUACCUGCCUUUCAAGGUUAUUGAAAAGAAGGCCAAGCCAUAUAUCCAGGUUGAUAUCGGUGGGGGCCAGACCAAAACUUUUGCCCCAGAAGAAAUCUCCGCCAUGGUUUUGACAAAGAUGAAAGAAACUGCUGAAGCCUACUUGGGGAAGAAGGUCACCCACGCCGUUGUCACUGUGCCUGCCUACUUCAACGAUGCUCAGCGUCAGGCCACAAAGGACGCCGGCACUAUCGCGGGAUUGAAUGUCAUGAGGAUCAUCAAUGAACCCACUGCAGCCGCUAUCGCUUACGGCUUGGACAAGCGCGAAGGAGAAAAGAACAUCCUGGUCUUCGACCUGGGCGGCGGAACCUUUGACGUGUCCCUCUUGACCAUCGACAACGGCGUCUUCGAAGUGGUGGCCACCAACGGAGACACUCACCUGGGCGGAGAAGACUUCGACCAGCGGGUGAUGGAGCACUUCAUUAAACUCUACAAGAAGAAGACUGGCAAGGACGUCCGGAAGGACAACCGGGCGGUCCAGAAGCUCCGGCGAGAAGUGGAGAAGGCCAAGCGAGCCCUGUCUUCUCAGCACCAGGCUAGGAUCGAGAUUGAGUCGUUCUUUGAGGGCGAAGACUUCUCGGAAACCCUCACCAGGGCGAAGUUUGAAGAACUCAACAUGGAUCUUUUCCGCUCCACCAUGAAACCCGUCCAGAAAGUUCUAGAAGACGCCGACCUGAAGAAGUCCGAUAUUGACGAAAUUGUCCUUGUGGGCGGCUCCACCCGGAUCCCCAAAAUCCAGCAGCUGGUGAAGGAAUUCUUCAACGGCAAAGAACCGUCGCGGGGCAUCAACCCCGACGAAGCCGUGGCUUACGGGGCCGCUGUGCAGGCUGGCGUCCUUUCUGGAGAUCAGGACACAGGCGACUUGGUGCUGCUUGAUGUCUGCCCCCUGACUCUGGGCAUCGAGACGGUGGGAGGCGUCAUGACCAAACUCAUCCCGAGGAACACCGUAGUCCCCACCAAGAAGUCCCAGAUCUUCUCCACGGCUUCCGACAACCAGCCGACGGUGACGAUCAAAGUCUACGAAGGCGAACGCCCGCUCACCAAGGACAACCACCUGCUGGGCACCUUUGACCUCACCGGCAUCCCCCCGGCACCGCGUGGCGUCCCUCAGAUCGAAGUCACCUUCGAGAUCGACGUGAACGGCAUCCUGCGGGUGACGGCGGAGGACAAGGGCACGGGCAACAAGAACAAGAUCACCAUCACCAACGACCAGAACCGCCUGACGCCCGAGGAGAUCGAGCGGAUGGUGAACGACGCCGAGAAGUUCGCCGAGGAGGACAAGAAGCUGAAGGAGCGCAUCGACGCCCGCAACGAGCUGGAGAGCUACGCUUACUCGCUGAAAAACCAGAUCGGGGACAAGGAGAAGCUGGGGGGCAAGCUCUCGCCGGAGGACAAGGAGACCAUCGAGAAGGCCGUGGAGGAGAAAAUCGAGUGGCUCGAGAGCCACCAGGACGGCGACAUCGAGGAGUUCAAAGCCCAGAAGAAGGAGCUGGAAGAAGUAGUGCAGCCCAUCGUGGGGAAGUUGUACGGCGGAGCAGGUCCUCCCCCCGGCGGGGACGAGGAGGCGGCAGGGGAGAAGGAUGAGUUAUAGGCCUCCCCGGGCCUUUUUUUUUCCUUCCCCUGCUUUCCUUCUUGAACGGCCACGUCGUGUAAAUAGAGGACUUUUGGACAUAACGUUAUUUUGGGUUUUUUUUUCCUUCGGUUUAAGCUAUUGAACUCGAGAAACUUGGGAUGUGGUCAGAAUCUUCACGUCAGUGGAGUUUGGAAAUGUUUAUAGCCCCAAAGCGGCUGAUUUACUGCUUUUCGUUAGCGGUUGAUAAA